Messenger RNA from Vombatus ursinus (common wombat), 2748 nucleotides. It is a transcript of the gene HEPACAM2, whose product is annotated as HEPACAM family member 2. The record is from RefSeq and is a predicted model, not a curated record. Lineage: Eukaryota; Metazoa; Chordata; Mammalia; Diprotodontia; Vombatidae. The transcript has 9 exons. Bases 22 to 1431 code for a protein of 469 amino acids.
UCGGAGCAGGGCCCUGCCUCCAUGGGCCCAGCCGCUGGCAUGGAGCCCACUGACCGACCCAGGCACUGGAGGGGAGUUCUGCACUGCCAGCUAUACUACCUGCUUCUAGGCACCUGUUCGGGGCUGACAGUGACCGUGCCCUCGGCCACAGUCCACGGCGUCCGGGGUCAAGCGCUCUACCUUCCAGUGACCUACAGCUUCCAGACCCCAGCCUCAGACGUCCAGAUCAUAUGGCUGUUCCAGAGGCCUCAGACCACUCCCAAAUACCUGCUAGGCUCAGUGAACAGGUCCGUAGUCCCCGAUCUGGAGUACCGGCACAAGUUCGCCAUGGUGCCACCCAACGCAUCCCUGCGCAUCCAGCCACUCCAUUUCAGCGAUGAGGGCACUUACAUUGUCAAGGUCAAUGUGAACAUGCAAGGAAACGGGACUGUGUCUGCUCAUCAGAAGAUUCUCGUCACUGUGGAUGAUCCCGUGACAAAACCCAUCGUGCACACUCACCCUUCCUCCGGGGCCGUGGAGAACGUGGGCAAUUUGACGCUGACGUGCGCUGUGGCCGCGGGCACGCGAGUCACAUACCAGUGGCUGAAAGACGAGAAGCCAGUGCAGGCCAGCACGACCCACAGCUUCUCUCUCGACCACGGCACCCUUCACAUCGCCCCUGUGACAAAGGCCGACAUUGGGGAAUUCCGCUGCCUGGCAAGGAACUCCAUUGGCGAGAGGCGAAGCGAGGCCCUGGCGCCUGUCAUCUACUAUGGACCUUACGGACUCACAGUCAAUUCUGACCGAGGCCUGAGAGUGGGAGAGGUGUUCACUGUUGACCUUGGGGAGGCCGUACGGUUUGACUGCUCUGCAGACUCCAACCCCCCCAACAUUUACUUGUGGAUUCAGCGGGACGACAAUUCCACCCAGGUGAUCGAGCACGGGCCGCAUCUGGAGGUUGCUUCGGAGCACUUGGGCCGCAGCACCGAUUACACGUGCUGUGCCUAUAACAACGUGACAGGGCGACGAGGAGAGGCACGCUUCACGGUGAUCAUCACGUCUCUAGGACUAGAGAAGGUCACCAGCAAAGGGAAGUCGUCCCUGGCCAUCAUCACAGGCAUCUCUGUGUUCCUGAUCGUGGCCAUGAGUGGCCUCUUCUUGUGGAGCAAGUGCCGACCUCACAAAACCAUCUGCCAGAAGCACACACGCAGGCCAGAAUCCGAAUACGGGAAAGCACAAACGUUUUCAGGCCACGAAGAUGCCCUGACUGACUUUGGGAUCUAUGAAUUUGUUGCCUUUCCGGAGCCUUCCACCGCUCCCAGGACACCCAGCAGGCCCAUUUGUGGCUCUGAGUGGGGCCCCAGGCAGGAGGUCUACGGCACAAUAUAUGAAGUUAUCCAGCACGUCCCUGGGCGGCAGCAGCAAGGCCAUUCGGAGAAACUGGGAACCUAGGAGCCACGGUCAGGUCAAAAAAAGCGGCCACAGCCCACAGCCAUCGCCUGCCCCAGAAACCCAUUUCUAGUCAGGGGCAUGUCCUAGCCGUGGCAUUAGGUGGAGACCCAGGGAGAACAGCUGUGGUGCAUUCAGGGCCUCAAUUCUGGAGGCCAUAUACCCCACCCCAGACUUCAACACCCUGUCUCCAUCCUCCUGAACAGACCAGACUCAUCCCUCCCCCCAGACGGUCGUCUGUGUUGGGUGGAGACACAGCCACCACGCCUGACACUCUCCUAGCUUUGAUGUUCAGUUGUGCCGAGUAAUCCACGCCUGAAAAUGCCAGGGGAGUGGGCUGCAGUUUUAGCAUGGUGGGUGGGGACCCAUCGCUGUAGGUGGGAAGGAGAAACUCCUUCAUUGUCCCAAGGUCACAGAUACCGUCCUGUAUAAAAGCUUUAACCUGAGCCCAUUCUAGGGGGGGGAUUCUGAGGUAGAUGGACGAUACCACCUGGACCAGUUCCUGGACCCCGACCCCUAACCCAAGGCGGACGACAGCCUGCUCCUUCCGUGUCUAACGUCAAGGCUGCCUCAUUCCCCAAAGUCCAUCUCACCUACUCUUCUCUCUUCUUUUCUUUCUCUUCCCACCCCCAAGAAGCUGUUCCUGUUGCCUGAGAGAAUACUGGAGUGACAACUCUGUGCCACUCCACUCAUUACUUCGGGUGAUUCACAUGGAGAACCAGGGAAACAUAGCCAGCAAUUGUUAAGUCUUGUGCAAAAAACCAAGACUGACGUCUCAGGGCACAGCUGAUGUUUUCAUCACCCUGGCCAAUUAAAAGUCAUGGUUUCCAAAGAGAAAGUCAAGAAGGUUUCUAAUACUGCGAUUUGCAUUUGUGACCCUCAAUUUAAAACUUAGAAAUGAUAGCUCUGGCCAGGAAUAGGAAAUGCCUAAAAAGGGCUGGUAUAAAUAGAUUUACCUAGAGUCUUGCACAUCUGAUCUGGCUUCAGGGCUUUGCAAUGAAGACUGAAGGAAUUAUGCUUGUCCGCACACACACACCAAAGGAAACCUGUUUCUCCUUGCUUCCUUUGAAUUCCUUCAUGGGAGCCUGAAGCCUUUCCCUCUGGGCACAAGGAAAUUCUGUUUACCUUUUCUGUUGUGUUGUUUUAAAUGUUUGAUUUGUCUUGAUUGACACCACACCAAUUGUGUCUUUAUUGGGAAUACCGUAAGAAGGAGGCAACCGAAGGGGAAACAUCCCCAGAGAAGAGAUCAAGACAGAUUUAAAAGUGAUUUUCUUUUUUUUUUGUCAAAAGCUCUGUCUCUGGCUGGGGGCUUGGAGCUAA